GAGCCGCGCGCGGAAUGGCGGGGCGGUUGUCAGGGGCGUCUCGCAAAAAAGCGGCGGAGGCCGCGGCCUCGGGUGAGGUGAAGUGAAAUGACGGGGAGGCCGCGCGCGGGGAGUCUGUCCGUGUGCGCAGGCAUUUAUUUUAAGAAAAAGAUCAUUUAAAGAAAAUUUAAAACAAUCUCUCUAUAUAUAGUAUAUUUAGAAAAAAAUAACAUUUCCUGGUCAGCCCGGAGCCCCGUUCCCCUCCCGCCCCCCGGACAGGCCCUGGACCGCGGGCUGUCAGUGUCAGCGAAGGCGGGUGAGUCUGUGUGAAAGAAAGUCAUCAUCAUCUUUGCAUUUGAUCCGGAGCCGCGUCGCGCCCUCAGGUCCAGAUGUCUCCAAAGUGCUUCACAGGACAUACCGUCAACUGUUUUGUGGGUGAAGCGCACCCGCCAAUUCCGCACAGCCGCGUCCCCACGAACUGUGCGAUCUUUGAUACCGUGAUCUGUAAAGGAGGAAGGAGGCAGUAAGGAGACAUUUAAAUUUGGACAAUUUCAUUUGUAAUGGAAUGGAGGGCGAUAUGAGAUUCCAGAAUAGACAAACAUACAAGGACGAACGGGAAGAGCUGCAGGACGGCACAUCACCCGAGCCAUCCUGCCAGCUCUCUGCUACUGAAUUUUCCUGCCACUGUUGCUAUGAUAUUUUAGUGAAUCCAACUACUUUGAACUGUGGGCACAGCUUUUGCCGACAUUGCUUGGCGCUGUGGUGGGAUGCAUCCAGGAAAACUGAAUGCCCAGAAUGCAGAGAAAAAUGGGAGGGAUUUCCUAAAGUCAACAUUGUAUUAAGGGAUGCUGUUGAGAAGCUAUUCCCUGACGAUGUCAAACGGCGACAGGAGGAAACACAGAACAAUUUAAAAAUUUCAAAUAGCCUUUCAGCUUUCCAGAAAUAUGGUAAUGAACAAUCAGCAAGACCUUUAAACCACACUGGGGAAUGGCGCCGAGGAGGUGGCUUUUUCUCAGGAGUAUUAACUGCUUUGACCUGUGUGGCGGUGAUGUUCCUCGUGUAUCACUGGAGCAGAGAGUCCGAGCAAGAUCUUCUUGUCCACAAACCUGUGACAAAGUGGACAGCAAAUGAGGUGACUCUCUGGCUGGAGCAGUUAGGCCAAUGGGCCUCUGUUUACAAAGAGAGGUUCUUAGAGGAAGAAGUCAAUGGAAGGCUAUUAUUGACUCUUGGAGAAGAAGAGUUUUCUAAACCUCCCUUCAACAUUGAGAAUGAACUUCAUAGGAAGGCCAUUCAUAUGGCAUUAGAUAGCGUAAAAGCACUUGGGGUCAAACCCCCUCAGAAUCUCUGGGAAUACAAGGCAAUGCAUGCUGGCAAGUCACUGUUCCUCCUAUAUGCACUAAAAAGCUCUCCACGGCUGACCAUGCUGUACCUAUACCUGUUCGAUUACUCAGAGAUAUUUCUGCCACUCAUCCAUACUGUUUCUCCAGAAAAAUCUGAGAUGAAUGAGGAAUCGGAUAUUUUUCGAAAGUACUGGUCUGAUGACAUCAGCGUGAAGCAAUGGACUGAAUUCCUUGUCAAGUACACCCUGAUACCGUAUCAAUUGAUCGCUGAGUUUGCCUGGGAUUGGUUGGAUGUGCACUACUGGACCUCCCGGUUUAUAAUUGUCAAUGCCAUGCUUCUGUCAGUGUUGGAAUUCUUUGCAUUUUGGAGACUGUGGUCAAGAGGAGGACUCAGGACUAUUCCUCAGCGAAUGUGGAGUCAUUUCUGGAAGGUAUCAAGCCAAGGAAUUCUUGUUGCUAUUUUCUGGCCGAUAAUUCCUCAGUUCAUCUGUGACUGUUUGUUUUACUGGGCUUUGUACUUCAAUCCAAUAAUAAACAUUGACCUGGUGGUCAAAGAGGUACGGCGUUUGGAAACUCAUGUACCAUGAAAAUCUCUGUGACUCAAACCGAGGAGCCGCACUAUCUCCCCAAAAAGCUUAUGACAAAGGAACAGUUAACAGUGUACAUAUUCUUAAAUGCACUGUUUUACUGCUAAUAGUUUGAAAUGUCUGUACAAUUGGCAGAGUUUAAGAACUGGAAUAUUACACUUGUAUAAAGAAAAUGGACUUGAUUUUUACUGCUGGGUGUAAUGGAGAACGUGCCUGGACUGAACACUGUUCCAUGCUAAUGAGUGCAAUUAACAUCUUUGUGGUUUUUAGUCAAACGGUUGCCUGCAGGUUUUACUUUUAAAUUUCUCCUUUGAUUAAGUUUCUCUCACAUACAUGAUACAGGAAUAGCACUUUUAUUUUAAACGGGGUGCGGAUUGUCUUGAUUUGAUUGAUUCAGUUAUAUUGUGAUCUGCAAACCACUUGUGCCAAGCCCCUCUUGCAUUCUGUUAUCUUGUUUAUCAAGGGCUACAUCAUGUGUCAUGUAAACUGGUGAAAGGACUGAAACCUGCAUAUAUAAUACCUCUCUUCAUAGAAGCAUAGUUUAUUUUACAGUUGAUUUGAGUUUUUAAAAAUUCAAUAUAAGAUCUGCUCUGGCGAUUUUUGUAAUCAGUUUGAUGAAUAAACUCUAUUUUUGCAUCUCUUGACAUGGUGAAUUGCACUGGGAGAAGAUUUUAAGCUGUGCAGUUGUUUAAAUUGUGAAUGGUGAUCUGCAGUCUUGUUUCUUUGCUUUGAUAAAGUUGUGAGCUUGUGAAAAUUGAUUAAAUUUUUUUUUAGUGA
Messenger RNA from Callorhinchus milii (elephant shark), 2683 nucleotides. RefSeq names its product bifunctional apoptosis regulator. Gene Ontology annotation, cellular component: nucleus. Bases 545 to 1906 code for a protein of 453 amino acids. NCBI's taxonomy places the organism in Eukaryota, Metazoa, Chordata, Chondrichthyes, Chimaeriformes, Callorhinchidae. The record is from RefSeq and is a predicted model, not a curated record. Gene Ontology annotation, molecular function: protein binding; ubiquitin protein ligase activity. The transcript has 8 exons. Gene Ontology annotation, biological process: proteasome-mediated ubiquitin-dependent protein catabolic process.